AUUAGUGGAGGCGCGAGAAUUCAACUAACUUUAUUGAAAACGAACAGUGUCCUACGCUAUUGGCUGUGUGGCUCGUUCCCAGAAUGCAGAGCGCGGCUUUUCUCAGUAUCCGCUCGUAUUGGUGUCACACGUGGGGAAGAUGAGGCCGCUCACCGAGGAGGAGACCAAGACCAUGUUCGAGAAGCUCUCCAAAUACAUUGGAGAAAAUAUAAAGCUUCUCGUGGACCGACCUGAUGGGACCUACUGCUUCCGGCUACACAAUGACCGCGUGUAUUAUGUAAGUGAGAAAAUCUUGAAACUGGCAACAAAUAUCGCCCGCGACAAACUGGUCUCUCUUGGAACCUGUUUUGGAAAAUUUACCAAGACUCAGAAGUUUCGUCUUCACGUUACAGCUCUAGAUUAUCUGGCGCCAUAUGCAAAGUACAAAGUGUGGGUAAAGCCAGGAGCUGAGCAGUCAUUCUUGUAUGGCAACCAUGUUCUUAAAUCUGGACUGGGGAGAAUAACCGAGAACACAGCACAGUACCAGGGAGUGAUAGUCUACUCCAUGGCUGACGUUCCCUUGGGCUUUGGUGUAGCUGCAAAAUCCACACAAGAAUGUAGGAAACUGGACCCAAUGCAGAUAGUAGUUUUCCACCAAGCUGACGUUGGAGAAUACAUCAGACAUGAGGACACACUGACCUAAAUUCCAGAGCUGUGCAAAGACUUUACAAACCCUUUUAAUCUACUGCCAUAUUGACCAGACCAAGGAGACCUACCUGAAGACAUAAAAUGCAAGAGACCAGGAAUCUUGUAUUAUAGACUGUCACUUCAUGACCAUCAUAUUAAACUGAAUAAUGGGAUAACUGUAUUGCCAUGAAGUGUCCACAACACCUAGAAGAUUUUCCAUGGUCUUUAUUUAUAAGAACUUAAGAAUGUGGUGUGUGUUUUCCAUACAAUCCUUUAAAAAUGUUUAUCCAUCAUUCUACAGUUUAUCUAAAUAAUGUUGUAAAUAACAUUGUAUUGAUCAUCCUCUAUG
Messenger RNA from Hyla sarda, 1015 nucleotides. It is a transcript of the gene NIP7, whose product is annotated as nucleolar pre-rRNA processing protein NIP7. The record is from RefSeq and is a predicted model, not a curated record. Gene Ontology annotation, cellular component: nucleolus; nucleus; preribosome, large subunit precursor. The transcript has 5 exons. Gene Ontology annotation, molecular function: RNA binding. NCBI's taxonomy places the organism in Eukaryota, Metazoa, Chordata, Amphibia, Anura, Hylidae. The coding region runs from base 140 to 682 and encodes 180 amino acids. Gene Ontology annotation, biological process: ribosomal large subunit biogenesis; ribosome assembly.